AUGUCCUCCAUCCUCUCCGUCCCCCCUCCCGGCGCCGUUCUCACCGGCAAGCAAGAGCAUUACCUCAAACGUGAGCUCCUCUCCGAACAGACAGUCUGGGAGGUGCACGAACUCUCCCACCCCACCGCCCUCCAACGCUUCGGCGCUCCCUUCCGCUCCGACGCUGGCGAGGUCCCGCCCGAAGACUCCGAACUCCCCCUCCUCCGCUACAUCUUCGUCCACCACGUCCGCAACUUCCCCUUCCUCAAUCAAGCGCGGGAGAAGGAAUUUUGGCAGGACAAGCUGCAGGUGUUCCUCGAAAGCUUCGCCAACAAGCACAUCAGCUCCUCGGAAGAUCGGCUCGAGCAGACUAAGAGAUCCAAGCUGGCGCUGAAGGCGAAGAAGCUGGUCGAGUUGAUGAUGGUUUCGGGAAUCCCGACCGCUUCCGGGUAUGAAGAGCGCAUUCGCUUCUCCGAGAUGGAAGUGGUGGAUAGCGGGCCGAAUGAGCAGGGCUUGGUGGUGAAUGUGCCGCAGGGGCAUGAUAUUAAUGGUUGGGACGUCAAUGUUGCCGGGGUGCGGCAGGUGAGUGUGAAGCGGCAUGUCCGACACCACCAGCAUGCCUCAUUUCUACUUCGCGUCAAGAGAGGAGACGAAAAGGAGCGGUAUGUGAGUCGGAGGUUUGGCGAUUUCCGCCGUAUGCAUAAGAAGCUGCGGGCGGAGAUUCCGGGCAAGGUACUGCCUCCAUUGCCACACAAGAACCGCUCGCACUCCUUCUACAGCUCCAAGGACGAUAGCGAUGACGAUGCGGACAGCGUCGAUUCAAUCUCUACCCAAGACACUGGAAAGUCCGAGGUACAUGGCGACGAGCCCUCAAGCUACAGUUUCCGCUCCUACCUCUCUUCCUGGACCGGAGGUGGCGCUCGCAGCCACUCUCGCAACAACUCGCGCGCAUCGCUUGGAGGCGGGACCAACUCUCCUCGCAACUCAUUCUCGCCGUCCCAUGGCGCCAGCUCCCCGCGUGCAUCCGCGUCACCGGCACCGGCUCCCGCGGUACUCUACAGAGAAGAGCAGCGAGUGUCACUGCGCGCUUUUCUUCGCAACUUCUUACAAAACGAAGCAAUCGCCAACUCACAGGCCAUGUACGACUUCCUGACCGCCAAACCAAUCAGCCCCACGCGAGAAGAACUGGACGAUAUUGAGCGGAGGAAAGAAAUGGACGAGAAGCGGCUGGAAGAGCAACGGCGAUUCUUUGAAGUCGCUCGCGAGCGCGCACGCGAACUUGAUGUGCACAUGGAGACAUUCCGGCGCAAAGUCAUUGAGCGGAACGGACUGCGUGAUCUCUUCACCGAAAUCAAAAGAAAGGAUAAGCUUGCCGAUCUGGACCCGGAGUAUCGAAAGUUUGCGGAGUGGGUGCGCAUCGAGGUGGCCGCAACACUGUACCAUCUCUUCCUCGCCGAAGACAACAGUCCCGACAUGUUUGCGCAGGCGAAACGCAUUCAUUCCUUGGUUCCGUAUACAGCACUGAAGCAGGUCAUUCGCUUCACGAACCCCGCGGCUGUGAUGACUUCUGUGCUGGAUUUGUUCAUGGCCCAGCCUCUCGGUGCCAGGAGUUUGCUGCAACGUAUCUUCGGCCUGGCGCUCGGCGAUGGCAUUCGCGGUAUUCAACGUUCCAUUGACGCUCUGACCGCCAAGAUUGAUGAGCCCAUUCUGUGCGAGAAGAUUAAGAACUACACCAUGGCGGACGAAGAUAUGAAGCACUCGAUUCGUGAGGAAGCGAUGCAGGAACAGACCGACCUGCUUGUCAAGCUCCUACAGACCGAGGAAAUCCAGCCCGAACUAGAGCCGGAGAAGAUCGGACAAGUCUUCAACGCAUGGGUGGCGUGGGACAAUGCCGUCGAGCACGUCGACGCCGAGAUGCGGCAGGGCGCAGAAUUAUACGCACAACUAAAGUCACUCCUCAAACUCUACACGCGCCGGCGCGACAAGCAGAUGAUGCUGGAAAUGGUCGAGGAGGCCAACACGCUCCGCCUCUUCCGCGACCUCUUCACCAUCUUCUACGAACCGCUCGUGCGCGUGUACAAGAGCGCCAACGUGUACAACUCCGUCACAGACUUUGCCCGCUUCGCCGACGACGCCAUCGCGACCAUCGAAAAGGCACAGCGGCAAGACAUCUCCGCCGACCCCAACCAGACCGUCCAAUCCUUCAUCGACCUGUGCGCGCGCCACGAAGAAGCCCUCUACAAAUUCAUCCACGAAGUCCACCUGCACGACAACGGCCUCUUUGACAAACUCAUGACGUGGAUCGAGGGCAUUCUCGACUUUUUGCGCAACGGGCCCAAAGGCGGGAAGUUGGAUAUGAACGCCCUCUUCCAGGGGGCGGUGGAGAUGCACCUCGUCGACCGCGAGGCCGCCAUCCGCGAAAUCAACAGUCUGAUCAAGUGGCAGACGGCGCGCAAGCGUUGGCAUCAGGACAAAACGCGGCAGAAGAUGGCUUCGGGCGAUGAUCCUGCUGCGGCGGCGGGAGGGGAGAUGAAUGGGCUCGCGAAUACGUUCAAACCUGGCGAUUUCGGGCUCAACGCGAUGGAUUUGCAGGAUAUGGAUCUCGGGGAUGAGUAUGAUGAUGAUGGGUUGAGCGAGAGCGAGGACGAAGAGGACGAUGGCGGGGACCCGAUUGCGGCGGAGCGGAAGCGCAGGCUGCGCAGGCAGGAUGUGUUGCGAAGGAAUGCGGGCGAGCCGGAGAAGCCGGGGAUUGUCGAGUUGCACAAGAUGAUGCCGCAGUUUUUGAGCAUGGUGCGGAUGGUGUUGGCUGAGGGGUAA
Neohortaea acidophila is the source of this 2796-nucleotide messenger RNA. RefSeq lists its product as uncharacterized. NCBI's taxonomy places the organism in Eukaryota, Fungi, Ascomycota, Dothideomycetes, Mycosphaerellales, Teratosphaeriaceae. The record is from RefSeq and is a predicted model, not a curated record. Gene Ontology annotation, molecular function: phosphatidylinositol binding. The coding region runs from base 1 to 2796 and encodes 931 amino acids. The transcript is spliced from 2 exons.